Messenger RNA from Bactrocera oleae (olive fruit fly), 3132 nucleotides. RefSeq names its product U4/U6.U5 small nuclear ribonucleoprotein 27 kDa protein yantar (gene ytr). Gene Ontology annotation, cellular component: precatalytic spliceosome. Gene Ontology annotation, biological process: RNA splicing. Lineage: Eukaryota; Metazoa; Arthropoda; Insecta; Diptera; Tephritidae. The record is from RefSeq and is a predicted model, not a curated record.
UAAACUUUACUUAUAUAUAAUAAACCUAUUUUUAAGAGCAUCAUCCCACUGUUCUAAAUAAUUAUUAUAUGUUCAGAAUUAAAAUCUAUUAACAGCUUUGCCACCCUAUUUUUGUACCAUUGUGAACGGCAAGGCCGUUCUGGCGAUAUAAAGAAGCAGUAAUUAAAAGGGGACGAAACGCCGCGCUUGGUGUAAUAGUUUUUAUUUUAGUUUUUAAGUUUAAAAAUUAUUAAUGCCGGUGUCAAAUUUAUAUAGUAAGACACAGUAUUAAAUACGGCAUUCUCAAGAAAGUGAUUUAUUACGAAAAACAAUAGCAAACGUUUUCACUACAGGCGCCUUCAAGCACGAGUAGAAUAGCGCCAAAGUAUACUGUUGCAACUACCUCCUCGUCCUUUACACACCUACACAAACCGAAAUGGGACGUAGUCCAUCUCCAUCGCAUCGGCGACGUGAAAAAGAGCGUUCUGAACGUAAAAAGCGUCGUGAACGGCGCUCCAGAGAACGUGAAAGGCAACGGGAACGCGAAACGGGAGCUGGCGGUAGCCGUGCUUUGCGUAGACGUUCUCAAGACAGAGGAGGAGGUGGUGGAGGGGAUCGUGACCGGACCCGCAGCCGCAGUCAUGAACGAGACAGAGCAAGUCGACGCCGUUCUAGAUCACGUUCUCGUGGACAUCCAUCUACUUCGGCGUCUACGUCGUCUGGGCGACGCGGCGCUGCCGCUGAGCGACCCAAAAUCACAGAAGCCGAUUUGGAGGGUAAAUCACCCGAAGAAGUAGAAAUGUUGAAAACAAUGGGUUUCUGCACUUUCGAUACCACCAAAAAUAAGAAGGUUGAAGGCAACGAUGUUGGUGAAGUGCAUGUUAUCUUAAAACGCAAGUAUCGUCAAUAUAUGAAUCGCAAAGGUGGCUUCAAUCGGCCGCUGGACUUUGUGGCAUAGCGCGUUGGCAAAGCGCGAACUAACGCGUCUACCCACACAAGUCUAUACACAAUGGCGAUAUAUCGAUGCACAAUCUUGUACUAAUGUUUUUAUUAUUACUAUUUUUUUUUAGUAGUGCGUCUGCUGUAGUGCUCAGCAAUCAAAGCUACAGCAGCAUGCACAAGACAAUCCUGCAAUUUUAUGCAAUAGACCGGUUUACAAAAUUCAAUUUUCAAAAUUUCCACCACACAUACCUCAUUAAUAUUUAAAAUAUUAAACUUUUUUGUAUUGUCCUGUUUAAGUUUCCUCAUAGUUAGUAAGUAAUCUAUUAUAAAUGCGACAUGAUUGUGAAGAGUUGAACAGCUGCCCAGGAGCUGAAUCAUUGAAAACUAGAGCGAAUAUUGCCAGUAUUUAUGCCUUACAAUUUAUAUAUAUAAUCAUUCAAAGUUGGCCCACACUUAAAAAUUUAUUGUGAGUCGAUAUACUUAUUUUGCUUUCACAAUUAUUUAAGCGAAAUUUCUGAAGCAGCCUAAUUCACUCUUCUCAUUUCAAUCUCGUAAACAGAGAACUACGAGAUUUCAGUAAUUUUCUUCCUUUUUUUUUUUGAAUAUUUAAAGUAAUUAAAAUCACACAAACAUGAAAAUGUCAAAUGUUUUAAGGAUGAAAUGAAUUAAGGCAAAAGUGCUACACUGUUGCCAGUUGCUUCGAUUGUUUCUAAAUGUGAUUUAUAGCAACACAACUGAUGGAGUUAAAAUUUAUUAAUUUAAUGAAAUAACAAAAAAAAUUAACUUUUUUAUAUAAAAUUAACUGAAAUUCGCUUCGCGUAGAACAUCGCCUGAACUCUUGCACUUGAUUCAUUUUAGUACCAUAAAGUAAGAGAAACCUGUAAAUCUCACUCAGUUUCACUUAAAUUUUACUAAAUACUUAUGUUUUCACCGUCACGAAAUUUUUUAUGCACAACAAUUACUUGAAGUAUUUGAAAAUCAUAACAAUACAAUACAACAACAAAUUCCUAUAAACCCCUAUACAAAUACAUAUAUCCCAGCACGCAUCUCAAUGCAUAACUCCCCCUAGUAUCCUCCAUACACUGCAAUAGUACAAUUUUUUAUCAAAAUAUUUUUUUUUACAAAUAUAGAAACUAUAUAUACACAAAUAACAUAAAUAACCUGAACCUUACGUAUCCUACCCAACAUAACUAGCCUUACCCCUAACCCCAUACAAUUUUUUACCCAUUCACCCCUCAAAUAAACCCAACUACAAUAGACCAAAUAUGCAAUAGCCAGGGAUUUAUAUAAUCAUUAAAAAUAUAAUUGUUACAAUGGUAGUUAUUACAUACAUACAUACAUACAUGAUACAUGAAAGUAACUAAAAUAUGUAUUUAAACAUUUUUAUACAGAUUAAUAAUGUGUGAAGCUUUUUUUUUUACUGAAGACUACAGUUUUCAACAUUGUAUUCACAUGCAAGUGCCGUUAACAUCUAAAAAAAAAAUAAUAAACAAAACCAAUAGUAAAUAAUUUUUGUAAUAAACAACAGUUAGUGAUAUAAAGAACUAAUGUACGCGUUAAAAGCGAAUUGAGCGAGAAUAGAAAAGAACGAAAUACACGAGAUAUGGGUAUAAUUUUGUUUAACCUUAAUAUUGUAAAAAUAUGCAUAUCUAUAACUUUUUCUAACAAUUGUAAUUAAAAAAAAUUAGUUAUUUGGCUUUAAUGCUUUAAAUGCGAUAUUUGAAUAAAAUAAAAUUUCUUUUAGUGCAUAUUUUGAAGAACUAACGAUAUUUCAAUACGAAAUUAAAAAACUAAUAAUUCGAGAUUUUGCGAUAUACUUAAAAUUAUAUACAAACAAUUUGUAAAAAUCAGCCAUGACUCGUGAGCUCAAUUUUUCGCACAACUAUUUAGAAUUAAAAAAAUCACAUUUACUUUUGAAUAUAUAUUAACAUUUAUAUACAUAUGUAAUUGUUACAAUAGCACUUACAAUUUUUUACAUAAAAUAUACAUACAUUAUAUAUGUAUAUCUAUAUACAGACAAGUAUGUAUGUAAAACCACAAAUCGCAAUAGUUGAGAUUUGGCAUAAACCUAAUAACGUUUUGGCUCAUCCACCCCCAUACACAUACUUACAACUUAGCUAUACUUAAACGAAAUUGCAGGGAUUUUUUCACAUUUUAUUUUUAUUCUUUUAAUAUUAAUGUUUUACUUUAAUAAAAAAGAAAAUAAUACUU